Molecule: messenger RNA, 438 nt
Organism: Strongyloides ratti
Lineage: Eukaryota; Metazoa; Nematoda; Chromadorea; Rhabditida; Strongyloididae
Exons: 2
Coding region: 1-438 (145 amino acids)
Source: RefSeq, a predicted model, not a curated record
AUGUUGGAUAAAAAAAUUAAAAUUCGUGGCUUAAUAUUUUUACUUAGUGCUAUUGAAGGAGCUUUAGCUGUAUGGUCUAUGUUAGCUACAGUAUCAUAUAAACUUUCAACCAAAUAUAACACAAUAUCAAUUGUAUUAACAACAAUUAUUGUAAUAUCUGUUAUUGUUUUAUGUCUAGCUGCAAUUUUUCAACUUAGAAAAGAAUAUUUAAGUAUUAUUUACACAUUAUUAAGUUUAUCAAUUUUAACAACUAUUCUCAAUGUUAUUCACAGUGUUGUCAUACCAAUUGAAGAGUGUAAAUACCUUGUGCUAUCAUUAAGUUUAGCAGCCGCUUUUGAUGGUGUUAUCUGUAUUGUUGCUGCAUCUGUACUAAGAUAUUAUUAUAAAAUUCCUAUUCCUACUGACAAGUGGUAUUGUAAUACCACAUGGCCAAAUUAA